Molecule: messenger RNA, 1011 nt
Organism: Stegodyphus dumicola
Lineage: Eukaryota; Metazoa; Arthropoda; Arachnida; Araneae; Eresidae
Source: RefSeq, a predicted model, not a curated record
AAUGAAUUUUUAUACGAUUUCUGAAAUAUGAAAUUGUUUGUCUUAUGGUUGCUAAACAGCUGUACUAUAUCUGGCUGUUGUGCUAUGGAAUUAUUUUUGAAUUUUGAGUGUUAACAAUUUAUUAUCUAUUUAUGAAUUAUAAAAUGUUAUGUAAAAUAAUUAUUUCUUAAAAUGAAUGUAGUUUAUAUUAUCUGUAUUUCUAAAUUUCUUAUAUAUAUAUUUCAGGUUUGUUUGCAAGAACAAGCUUCAACUUCAUCUUGUGAUAAAAUGCCAUCUAUUUGUGAAGGAUCUCAUGUUUGUUUGCAAGAACAGCCUUUAGCCUCAUUUUGCAAUGAAAUACCAUCUAUUUGUGAAGGCUCUGAUGAUGUUCUUUUAAGGAAUUUUAUAAAACAGCAGACUGAAUUGAUCUCGCUUCUGCAAUGCCAGAACAAAAUAUUACUGAAAGAACUUACAGCAACCAAAAAAAAAAAAAUGAAAUUAAUGUUUUAAAAAAAUGGCAUAGCACUGAAAUUCAACUUCAUGACCUUCAAGUACAGCAUGAGGAAUUGCUGAAAGGAGUGAAAACAUUUCUUUCAGAUGAACAAAUAGCAAUGUUGAAAAUUCCUCGUAGAAGCAUUGCAAAAUGGUCUAACGAGGGAAUAAUAAAAGGCCUCAAAGUUAGAUUUGCCUUGGGCAAGCAUGGUUAUAAUUACUUGCACAGAAUAGGUUUUCCUGUGCCUUCAUACAGCACUUUAAAUAAAAGACUUCAAGGUCUUGAAAUGAAUUUUGGAGUCAUCAGUGACAUGAUUGAACUUUUGAAAAUUAAAGGAGAAAAAAUGAAUGCUAGUGAUAAAGACUGUAUUUUAUCAUUGGAUGAAAUGGAGAUUUCUGGCAAUCCUGAUUUUGAUAUUUCAAAACGUAAAUUUAUUGGUAAAUGUACAUUAGGAAAUCAAAAGGGUGCAGGAAAUCACUAUUUAGUUAUUUUACUAAGAGGUUUGAAGCUGAAAUGGAAGCAAGUGGUUGCCCAUGAGA